Ogataea philodendri is the source of this 1137-nucleotide messenger RNA. RefSeq lists its product as uncharacterized. Gene Ontology annotation, biological process: proteolysis. The coding region runs from base 1 to 1137 and encodes 378 amino acids. The transcript has a single exon. Lineage: Eukaryota; Fungi; Ascomycota; Pichiomycetes; Pichiales; Pichiaceae. Gene Ontology annotation, molecular function: serine-type endopeptidase activity. The record is from RefSeq and is a predicted model, not a curated record.
AUGAGACUCUUUCUGGUGCUGGUGUUUGCUGUUGUUUGUCGAGGCAUGGACCUCGUGAACCUGAUUCUGGAGCUGGACUCUACCGAGGACCAGCGUUCCUUCGAAACUAGAUACGGGCAGUUGUUGGCGGGUGAGCACAAGUGCUACGACAUUGGACACGUCAAGCUGUGCCACGGCGCGUUCAACAUCAACUUUGUCAAGUCGGCCUUCUUUGACAAGGCCGUCAAGCGGAUCAGCCUGGACCGCCCGGUGCAAAUCUCCGGCGUGGAGGAGUUUGCCCCAAAACACCUAGUGCGAAUCUCGCAGCUCGGCAACGUCAAUCGGCGCCAGCUGAUGGAUUACACGUACGAGCCGGCGGCCGGCGCAAACGUGAGCGCCUAUGUCGUGGACACCGGGAUCAAGCUGGACCACCCUGACCUGAACUCGCGAGCUCGACUCGGCGCCAACCUGGUCAAGGACGGCACGUAUGGUGAUCCUAACGGCCACGGAACAGCACUAGCUGGGUUGGUUGGCUCAGAGAUGUUUGGAGUGAGCAAGAAAUGCACUCUGGUUGAUUACCGGGUGCUUGACGAAACUGGAGUCGGCAAACUGUCUUCUGUUCUUGAAGCAAUCAAAAUGAUACACGAUAAUGAGGUUCCUGGGGUGGUUUUGCUGGCGAUGGUGACCGAACGCAAUGAGAUCUUCCAUUCUGCCUUGUCGCAGCUGGUGGAGCGCGGGUUUGCGGUCGUCUCUGCGGCGGGGAACUUCCACGGCAACGCGUGCGACUACUCCCCCGCUGCUUUCGAACACGGUCUCACAAUUGGCUCGAUCGAGCCGUACAGCGACAACCUGACCUUCUUCACGAACUGGGGCCCCUGUGUAGACGUGUUUGGCGACGGAGUCGGGGUGGCCACGCUGUCUCCGGGACCAGACCUGGUGACCCGCAAGUCCGGCACCUCAAUGUCUGCUGCCAUAGCUGCCGGAUUGCUUGCUACCUACAUGAGCAUGAAUGACACCUGCUCAGAAGCCAUGCUCAAGGUGCGAAACCUGGCAGAGGUCGGCAGUAUCGCGGCAAGCAGUAUCAGCCAGUUCCCGGAAACCCCCAACCGAAUUCUCAAUAACUAUGGAGGUAAGCUAGGGCAGAUCUUAAAUAGUUAA